AUUGUAUGUCGACUGUGUUAUAAAGAAAUUUAUUUCUUUAAUUCCUGACAAAUCUUGAAUAUCGUGUUAUUUACAUUUUUCACUGUGUGAAACUAACAAAUCAUUACCGUUAAGUUGCAUUUAGUAAAUGAAAUUAACGUACUACAGUCGAACGCUUCACAUAAAGGAGAUCAACUGCAACAAGAAAAGAGAAAUCAGUUUAAGGGAAACUCUGCAGUAAAAUAAUUAACUUCCACAGCGUUGUCAUUAUUAUUUUAAUACAACAUAACCAGGACGAUAAAGUUUGAUAUCAAGCACAUAGUAUAUUUACUUUAGCUGAAAGCAAUUUAGAAGGAAACGAAUUUUAAAAAUUUGGUAAAAAUAUUUCACAUCGGAGCAACUAAUUAAAAAUGGCUGCAGUCAAUGACUGUUUUACAAUUGGAUCCACAGUGUUGUGCACUACUUGUUUUAACGAGGAAGUAGAGGGUGAAGUGCUUGCUUUCGACCAUAACACAAAAAUGCUUAUUUUAAAAUGCCGUUCAAAGAACUCUGAAUCAUUAAAUGAUGUUUAUGUGCUGAAUCUGUCCCUAUGCAGCAAUGUUCAAGUGGUAAAAGAAUGUAAUGGUAACUUUGUUGACGAUCCUCAAAAACUAAAUCUCGAACAGCUUAAAAUUAGACUACGCAAAACAGUACAGCAUAGACAAACUUAUUUAAAAUCAAAAAAUGCAGAUGUCAGUCCCGAAGUUCAGGAACUAUACCGAGUAAUCGCAAAACAGUUCAGAGCCAAUGAAGUUUCAUGGCAAGGACAGAAUAUACAAAUAUUUAACGAGGUUACUAUCUUGCCACCAUAUAGAGUAGACAACGUUGUGUCAUCUUCUAAUAAUCAAAGUUUAUGCAAAUACAUAAAGAAAAUGAUCGAACAAUUUAUUAACACAAGAGCUUCGCAGGACGCCUCAUCGUCAUCAUCGAGUAAUGCGAACACAAGUUCUCCUGUUUCGGCUAAUUAAUAAAUAUCUUUCGAAGUUGAAA
Teleopsis dalmanni is the source of this 1008-nucleotide messenger RNA. RefSeq names its product LSM12 homolog A-like. The coding region runs from base 390 to 986 and encodes 198 amino acids. Gene Ontology annotation, molecular function: RNA binding. NCBI's taxonomy places the organism in Eukaryota, Metazoa, Arthropoda, Insecta, Diptera, Diopsidae. The transcript is spliced from 5 exons. The record is from RefSeq and is a predicted model, not a curated record.